Molecule: messenger RNA, 2317 nt
Organism: Metopolophium dirhodum (rose-grain aphid)
Lineage: Eukaryota; Metazoa; Arthropoda; Insecta; Hemiptera; Aphididae
Product: juvenile hormone epoxide hydrolase 1-like
Exons: 5
Coding region: 116-1516 (466 amino acids)
Biological process (GO): epoxide metabolic process
Molecular function (GO): epoxide hydrolase activity
Source: RefSeq, a predicted model, not a curated record
UAGGUAGUCAUAACGACGCCACCUAUCCAUCGCGUAUAGGUAAUCAAGUCAGUGUGCUGCCGGCAACGUACGAAACAGGAAUAGUGACGCCGGACACGACUUACACCAUAAAAAAAUGGGAAAAUUCAAAUACUUGUUGGCCAUCUUGGUCGCAUUUGUGCUGGUCGUUUACCAGAAAAUUGCCAUUGAUAUUGUGGAGCCCGAAACAAUGCCCGUGGACGUUUGUUGGGGAUCCGAUUCCGGCCGGACGAAAGACCGUAGCAAUGCCAAAGAAGUUCGACCAUUUGUGAUUAACGUCACGUCUGAAGUCAUCGCAGACUUGAAGAACAGGCUGUCAAACGCCAGACCGAUCGUAAAGCCGUUGCGGAGCGUGAAUUUCGAGUACGGCUUCAACGGCGACCACUUGGCGAAGAUCAUUGACCACUGGUCGAACCGUUACGAUUGGACCGCCAGACAGGCGUACCUGAACUCGUUGCCGCAGUUCAAGACCAACAUUUUCGGUCUAGACUUGCAUUUCAUACACGCAAAACCCCCAGCGCAGACCACGGCCCGAACGAUCCCGCUGCUCUUGCUGCACGGGUGGCCCGGAUCCGUCGUCGAGUUUUACAAAAUCAUUCCGAUGCUGACCACCCCGGUGGCUGGUCGCAAUUUCGUUUUCGAAGUGGUAGCGCCCUCGUUACCGGGUUACGGGUUUUCGGACGCGGCCGCUCGGCCCGGCAUGGGUCCGGCACAGAUGGGCCAAAUGUUCGUCAAGCUCAUGGAGAGGCUUGGCCACGAAAAGUUCUACGUCCAGGGCGGCGAUUGGGGAGGAGUCAUAACCGAGGCGAUUUCGAAGUUAUUUCCCCACAGGGUAUACGGCAUGCACUCGAACAUGUGUUCGUCGACUUCGUCUUUGACACUCAACGAUUAUGUUCGAUUGCUGUUGGGAACUUACUGGCCUUCAAUAAUCGUCAGCAACGAGAAUGAAAAAUCCCGGACCUAUCCGCUGAGCAAGAUGUUUUUCGGGUUCCUCGAAGAAUCCGGAUACAUGCAUUUGCAAAUGACCAAACCCGACACAGCAGGAGUUGCUCUGAACGAUUCUCCGGUCGGCUUGGCAGCUUACAUCUUGGAAAAAUUUUCCACCUGGACAUCCACGGAUUACAAAAAUCAACCAGACGGUGGCCUGUCCAAGUUCAACACAGACGAACUGUUGGACAACGUCAUGGUAUACUGGGUCACUGGUUCGAUGACCACGUCGAUGCGCCUGUACUCGGAGUACGCCAGUAACAAAUAUCGAGCUCUUCCUCACAUAAUGGCCAAAGUUAAGGUUCCAGCAGCAUGUGCUGUUUUUCCAAACGAGAUGCCGAUAGCGUUGGCAUUGAAGACACUUUUGAAUAGUAAAUUCGAAAAACUGAUCAGAGUUACAGAGAUGAAGGCCGGCGGACAUUUCGCCGCGUUCGAACAACCCAGACUGUUGGCCGAUGAUAUCUGGUUGACGGUUUACGAGAUGGAAACCAUAAGAAUCAAUUUAGUUUAACAUUAUUUAUUUAUGUUUUGUACACCGCGAUAUUCUCACAUUUUUUUUAGGAACAUUUUUUUUUAAAUUCUGUCCAAGGUAUUUUUUUGUAAUUUUCGAUCGCCGAUAACUGGAAGGAGCGAUUCUAAUUUUGUCGGCUUUUUAACCAUAUUUUCUGGUGAUAUGCGUCUGUUUCCUGUAAUAAUAAAACAUUUUUUUUUUUUGUAAGGCUUUAAUAUAGUAUGUAUGAAUAAUAUUUAUUCGAUAAAAUCACAUAUUAAUAUGUUAAAUGAUUAAGAGCAGUGUUGGGAAUAGAUAACUAAAAAAUUAUCUAGAUAAGAUAAGAUAAUUUUAACAAAAUAUUAUCUAGAUAAAAAUAAAGAUACCAUAAUUGUAAUUUAUCUAGAUAAAGAUAAAUACAACAAUACAUUUAUCUAUAUAAAUAUCUAGAUAAAUAUAAUUUUUUUACACUUAUUUUUAUUGUUUUUAGUAUUUUUGUAACAUUAGAUUUAUAUCAAUAUAAUGACAUAAUAUUUAUAAUAACAACGAAUUGAGCCUUUAAAAUACAGUUCUACGAAGUUAAUUAAAAUUUACUUUUAAAAUGGACGGGGAAAUAAACAUAUACUUAAUUAAUUUUAAUAUGCUUAUUAUAUCUAGAUACUCUAAAAGAUAAUUUAUUUCAAAAAAUCUUAUCUAGAUAGAUAAUUUUAUCUAGAUGAUUCCCAACACUGUUUAAGAGGGCAUAUUCGUUGCCUCUGUUUUACUCACGCAUCUUGCAUAAUAUACUAUAUUUAUUUAAAUACAAGUAUAAGUACAGACGAA